UUCAGUACACAAAUUUUCCUUGAGCAAAAAUGGGUUCCAAGACACUUCUUUUCUUUUGCAUUUCCAUGGCUGUAGUUCUAAUGAUUACCUCAGAGGUGGCUGCCAAGUCAGUUGACGAUUCCAAGACAGUUGAGACAAAUCAGGAAGAAGAAGCCAAGUACCAUGGAGGAUAUGGAGAUCACCAUGGAGGAGGUCAUGGAGGGCAUCCUGGUGGUGGAUACGGGGGCCAUCCAGGAGAAGGUAAUGGGGAUGGACAUGGAGGGCAUCAUGGUGGUGGCGGCCAUGGUGGACAUCCUGGUGAGGCCGCAGAUGCUGAGCCUCAGAACUAAUAAAGCCGGCUUCUAGCUAGGUCGUGAUUAAUCAUGAAUGCUUAAACAGGCUUGCUAUAAUAGUAUGUACUUUGUAAUGUGUGAUUCAAAUAAGUGUUGGAUCAGUAAUCAUGUAAUAUGCACUCCAUGUGUUUGCUGGCUAUCUAGUUCAAUAUAAGCAUAUGAGUUUGUGAUUU
Coffea eugenioides is the source of this 505-nucleotide messenger RNA. Its product is annotated as cold and drought-regulated protein CORA-like. The transcript is spliced from 3 exons. The record is from RefSeq and is a predicted model, not a curated record. Bases 30 to 329 code for a protein of 99 amino acids. NCBI's taxonomy places the organism in Eukaryota, Viridiplantae, Streptophyta, Magnoliopsida, Gentianales, Rubiaceae.